AGGUAAACUCCUCCCUGCCGGAGAACACCGCGGGUUUCCCCCAGGCGCAUGCGCACUGCGCGCCCAUUCGGCAUCAUGGCGGCGGAAGAAUCGCAAAAUCCCGAGAUUGGGUCCAACGUUACUGCCGUUUCUACCUCUGGUGUUGUGAGUGCCGAGAGCGACGUCCCUGAUGUAAAGAUGAGUUCUCCUAACCAGGAGACCAGCUCAGUCCAGACCCGGUCCGCUCAGAAAGCCGCGACCACCGAGGCCAUGGUGUCCACGCGCGCCAAGAUGACCAUCUCCCCGCUCAAGCCAGGAACCAGCCGAGCUUCGCAGCAGGCGGAAGCGAAAUCGGGCGCGAGAAACUUCAGCAACAUCUUCACGUCUCAGGGAACCCCCUCCGUCGGCAGCACCGCAGUGAUAGCUUCCACGUCCAGUGAUCCCGGAACCCCCAAGUAUAACCUCCGUGGGACGCCCAGCUUGGCGGACUCCCAACCCCCUGGCUCGCAGCGCAGCACUCGCAAACGGACGGCACGGAAGUCCACCCAGUCUGGUCACCACCACACCCCAAAGGUAUGUAUGUGGUAG
This is a messenger RNA of Branchiostoma belcheri (Belcher's lancelet), 567 nucleotides long. RefSeq lists its product as uncharacterized. Lineage: Eukaryota; Metazoa; Chordata; Leptocardii; Amphioxiformes; Branchiostomatidae. Bases 49 to 567 code for a protein of 172 amino acids. The transcript is spliced from 3 exons. The record is from RefSeq and is a predicted model, not a curated record.